AUGGGCACCUGCAGCAUCUUCCUCUGCAACCUGUUCCUCUGUGGGGCACUGGAUAAGGAUCUCUGCCACCCCCACACUUCCCCUGCCCCAGCCCAGCUCCCCUGUUACAACACCUGUAGCUUCGCCAAACGCUGCUGCCCUGGCCACGAGUGUCAGGACAAGGGAGCUUGUGGCAUCAGCAUUUCACUUCAGCAGAGUGAGAUCAUUAAACGGAGGGGCUGCCUCCCAAGGGCCCAGGGCCCCCGGCUGGGCCAUCCCACCUACUGGUCAUGCUCCUAUACCCUGUGGCACCACUGCUGCAAGCAGGACUUGUGCCCCAGCCCCCUCCAACUCGCCCACCUGCUCCUCCUUGCAGUCAGCUUCUCCUGGGGAGGUCACAUCCUCUAUUAG
Messenger RNA from Choloepus didactylus (southern two-toed sloth), 390 nucleotides. RefSeq names its product lymphocyte antigen 6G6e-like. Gene Ontology annotation, cellular component: plasma membrane. NCBI's taxonomy places the organism in Eukaryota, Metazoa, Chordata, Mammalia, Pilosa, Megalonychidae. Gene Ontology annotation, biological process: desensitization of G protein-coupled receptor signaling pathway; acetylcholine receptor signaling pathway. The record is from RefSeq and is a predicted model, not a curated record. Gene Ontology annotation, molecular function: transmembrane receptor protein serine/threonine kinase activity; acetylcholine receptor binding; acetylcholine receptor activator activity.